Molecule: messenger RNA, 1170 nt
Organism: Dujonia railenensis
Lineage: Eukaryota; Fungi; Ascomycota; Pichiomycetes; Serinales; Debaryomycetaceae
Source: the annotation of a GenBank genome assembly
AUGCUUUUUCUUAAAUCUGCUGUUGUAUUCGCUUUAAUAUCUCUUACAAGCUUAUCAAAGGCACAAUUAGUGGAUUGCAACAUCAACGGCGUCACCGUUGCAACCGUUGACUUAGACACAGGAGUGUGCCCAUUCACAAUUGCCGAUAGCUUACCAGUAAGUAAUGAAUACUCUUCAGAUCAAGAUUAUGAUAUUGAAUUCUAUUACACCAUUAUAAAAGCUAUUAAAUACUUUACUGAUAUUAGUAACGCUGGAAGAACUUUAUCAAUUGCAGCCAAUGCAGUUUACGGAACAACUGGAAUUUCUCUUUACCAGGUUCAUGCGGUUGUCAGCCCACCUUCAAAUUCGUCUGCUGCUAUUCAAAAAAGAUUUCAUUUGGAAACUAGAGCUACCAUCCCUCAGGAGUUAAUCACCAAAUUAGAAGGCUUAACCGGUACCCCAGUAGAGGGACCUGCUGGAGAGUUUAAAGUCUCAGUUGUCGACUCCGUUGCUUCAAGUUCAGCGUCAGUUGCCGCUUCCACUGUUUUAAGUUCUACAUCAGCACCAGGUUCAGGAUCUGUCUCAGCCACAAAGGAAACUACCAGCACAGUUACUGCAACGAGUCUUAAAACAUUGCACUUGACUACCACAGUAUGCUCAGACCACAAAUGCACAGAGUCUUCAGUUCCGGUAAGUGAAUACCUUACUACCACCACAAUUAGCGGCGUAGAAACAGUUUUCACAACUUACUGUCCUUUAAGUACCAGCGUAUACAGCACGCCUGUAAGCACACACACUACUGUCAGUGGUACGUCAACCAAAACCACAACCAUAUAUGCCACCAAGACCACUUUAGUACCAGCAGUUGUAAAGCCAACUUCGUCGAAAUUGUCAAUUUUAGCAGCUGCUACAGCUACAACACCUGUGGUAGUGUCAACUGUCACUACUGCUAAAGUAUCUACAGUAGCAAAGCUGUCAGUCGCUCCACCUGUUGCAACUACAGCAACUUCAAUUCCUGUUAAGAUCGAAAGUGGUUCCACUUACAUUAAACCUGCAAGCACGGUAACAAUUCCAACGUCCGCAACUAAGCCUUCAAGCGCUCCAUCUGCGAUUCAACAAGGGAAUGCAAAUAAUAAAUUUGCCCACUUCAAUGAACUUCUAUUAGUAAUCCCAGUGGUUGCAUUAUUUUAA